GUGGCCCUGUGCGACAGGUCGCGCAACCCGCAGGCGCGCGUCGUGGCCAUGUUUGACAUGACAGGCGGCUCGAUGGCCAACAUGGACGUAGCCGGCAUGAAGACGAUCCUGGGGCUGCUGUCGGUGCACUACGUGGAGCGCCUCUCCGCCUUCUACUUUUACAACCCGCCGCGCGUGUUCUGGGGGCUGUGGGGCGCGAGCAAGCACCUGCUGCCGGAGGUGGGGGGGCGGCGCGGCGGCUGGGGGGUCGCGGCCCGCGGCGGCGAGGUGACGCGCAACAAGAUCAAGGUCAUAGAUCCGGCUGACCUGGCAGAGCUGCAGGCGGCGGUGCCCGAGGACGUACUGCCGGUGGAGUAUGGUGGCAAGGCCGAGCUGCGGCCAGUCGACGCGGCCAUCCGCCACUUUGGCCUGCCCCCCCACGACGCGCCGGCUGGCGCGGCCGCCGACGCCGCCGCCGCCAAGCUGGCGGCCGUGAAGAUCACCGGCGGCGGCAGCGAGGGCGGGGACAGCGCCGACGCGGCGCUCGUGGUGGUGGACGAGGUCGAAGCUGCGGGCGGGAAGGCGGGAGCAGUCGCAGCCGCGGUCGCGCCCGCGCCGGGGGCGGCCGCCGAGGCGGCGGCGGCGUGA
Molecule: messenger RNA, 627 nt
Organism: Monoraphidium neglectum
Lineage: Eukaryota; Viridiplantae; Chlorophyta; Chlorophyceae; Sphaeropleales; Selenastraceae
Exons: 3
Source: RefSeq, a predicted model, not a curated record